CCGCCCCUUUACGUAGACUGUGAGGUUGUCAUGGGCAACCGAGGAAGACGCUUUUCACUGUUUGAAGUAACGGUCCUACGCUCCGUUAAUUGUGACUAAACGAAGUGUAGCAAAUUGAAAAGAAGGGGAGUCAUGUCUGUGUAUUUCGAUCACCGUAUUAAGGCCCCUGAAAACAGCAAUCAUCCCUCUUAUCUGACAUGGCACUCAACUCUUCCCAUCCUGGCUGUGGCCUCAAGCAGUCCUGGUUCCGGUGGCAGCGUUGACCUUUACCUACAACAGGGUGAGUGUGUGGAGGACUGCCACGUAGAGCGAGCUCACCAGGCCACUGUGCUGCGCUGGCAUCCCUUAAAGCCAGUCCUGGCAUUGGGAUGGGAGAAUGGAGAGGUGAUGCUCCUCACACACCCAUCUGGAGAUCAGACUUUGCUAACCAGUGCACAUACAGCCAGCAUUGCACUUCUGGAAUGGAGUGGUUCUGGAAGCCGCCUGGUAACCGGAGACCAGAAUGGAGCUCUAGCAGUCUGGAAAUUAGAUGCCAGAGGGCGACUAAUAGGAAAUUCCCUAGCCAAGUAUGAUUUCAGCAAACCUUUAACAUGCUGCAUUUUCAAGCCUGCCUCUCCUGGAGAUGAUGUGGCAAUGUUGGCUCGAGCAUCAGUGAGUGGAGAUGAAUCUGCUCUGGAGAAGUUCAGCUGGAAGGGAGCGCCUCUGAAGAUGGGUCCUCAGGAGGGACUUGGAUUCUAUGUUAGUACUUCAGAUGGAAAUGUCUAUGCUAUGGAUGAACAGUGUAAACCAAGCCAACUUUUUAGGGCAGAAAGCCCCAUCAAGAAACUUCUCUACAUUGAAAACAAAGAUGCACUGGUAGUCAUCACAGACACCCUGACGUUGUCGCAGUACACAGUGUUACGUGAAGGUGGCGCACAUGAGUUUAUGAAGGUUAAGUUAAGCAGCAAAGCCGGGCAGAACGUUGACAUCGUUUGCACAGAGAACAGCCUCCUAAUUGCAGCAACAGGGGAACCAACUGUUAGAAUAUGGGACCUAGAGAGAGAUGACAACUAUGCUUUGUCUCUUAAUGAGAAUAUGGGAUUUGAGAGAGGGGAGAUAAUCAGCUGUAUUUCUUACUGUGCACCCAAAGAAAUCCUGGCGGCUGGAACCUCCCAUGGCCGCAUAGCAAUGUGGAAGAUGGUGAUGCAGCACAGCAGCAUCGGCAGCUACAGAGCAGACAUUAAAGCCCUGUGGAAAUUACAGACGCCUACGGAAGUAGAUGGGAAUGUCAUCCAGCUGCAGUGGGGCUCCAAUCAGAACCUGUUGGCUGCGAACAACUCAAAAACGGUUCUGAUCCUAUGUGAGCAUGUGAUGUCGGCCCACUUCAGUCAGCAGGUGGCAGCAGUGCAGCUUACUCCAACCCAGCUGAGCAUCACUCAGUUCACCACAGGAGUGACGCUACCUCUUCAGUCUGUAAUGCAAGUCAAAGGAGUGUGUGUUAGCAAGGACUCAGUGACCGUCUGGGACGGGAAAAAGGUCUCUGUGUAUGAGCUCUCACCCACGGGUCUGCACAUGACAGGAUCCUUUCCUUGUGACUCUCAAGUUGUUGUUGUACACGAUCAGAACAUUUACACUGUCGAAACGAACAAAGUUCAAAUUCACACCCCUCAGGGCACAGUGAAGCAGCUUUUAACUUUCUCAAAAGCAGAGGGCAACCCUGUCCUACUCAAUGUGUGCCAGUCAUACCUUGUUGUCGGUACCGACACAGCAAACAUUAGAGUUUACAACCUCUCCAGAAGAAAUGCCAAACCUCUCUGCGAUGCUAAAAAUUUGGCAGAACACAUCACCAAUUUAGGAGCCCUGAGGUCUGUCAAGUGCAAUGCCAAUGGCAGCCAAGUUAGCAUCCUAAUCUCUCAGGUAAACGGGCGACCAGAUCACAAAGUGUAUUUCUAUCACAUUGAGAUGCACACUGUGACACACUUUGACUUCUUCACUGGCAGACCUUCCUCUGGUUUCUCUCAGCGAGAUGAAAGUGAUAAGCAGAAGUUUCAAGAACAUGAAUUCAGUGGUCGCUUUCCUGUGUCUCACUUCUGGGAUGAAAGUGAACCUCGUCUCUUUGUUUGUGAGACCGCGCCAGUUGGUUCUGAAAAAUCCGCACACGGUCAUUCAGAUUUGGAGAACUUGUCGGUGGUGACGCUCUUCUGUACACAGGAGCAUGGGAUCAUGCUGCUGGACUGCUUCUCCGAACCUUCAGGCGUUCAAGCCCUCCUCGCCCUCGAUGUGCCGUACUAUUACUUUAGCUGCAAGCCUGGUGAGGGGAUCACCGAGGCUUCGUUACCCUCAGUUCAGAGUGAGCCAAAAGCAGGGGCCCCUACUCCAUCCCCUCAAAUGGUGUCCAGACGACCUCUAAGAGACUUUGUGGGCCUGGAGAAUUGUGAGAAGCGCACCCAUGAUGCCAUGCUGAACUUCAGCUUCUACCUGACGGUGGGGGACAUGGAUGAAGCCUUCAAGUCGAUCAAGCUCAUCAAAAGUAAAGCGGUGUGGGAAAACAUGGCACGGAUGUGUGUGAAGACUCACCGGCUUGACGUUGCCCGAGUGUGCCUUGGGAAUAUGGGAAAUGCCAGGGCAGCAAAAGCCGUGAAGGAUGCCGAGGCCGAGCCUGAACCAGAAGCCCAGGUGGCCAUGUUGGCCAUUCAGCUUGGCAUGCUGGAAGAUGCGGAAAAGCUUUACAAGAGCUGUCAACGCUUUGACCUGCUGAACGCCUUCUACCAGGCUUCCAACAAAUGGAAUCAAGCUUUGGAGACGGCCGAGACGCAUGAUCGCAUCAAUAUGCACACCACCUUCUACGAAUAUGCCAAAUACCUGGAGUUCAGGGGCAAGAAGGAUUUGGCUCUUGAUUUCUAUGAGAAAUCAGACACACACCGAGCCGAAGUGCCCAGAAUGCUCCAGGAGGACCCGGCGUCUCUGGAGAUUUAUGUUAACAAAGCCAAAGAUAAGAAAAUCUAUAAGUGGUGGGCCCAGUACCUGGAGAGCCAAUCAGACAUGGAGAGAGCGCUGCAGUACUAUGAGCAUGCUGAGGACUACCUGUCCCUGGUUCGAGUUCACUGCUACAUGGGGAACAUUCAGGAGGCCUCCCAGAUAGCCAACAGCACAGGUGACAGAGCAGCAUCGUACCACCUGGCAAGGCACUACGAGAGUCACGAUGAUAUUAUGCAAGCAGUCCACUUCUACACCCAAGCCCAGGCCUACAACAAUGCUAUACGACUUUGUAAGGAAAACAACCUAGAUUUCCAGCUGAUGAAUCUGGCUCUACUUAGUAACCCAGAGGACAUGAUGGAGGCUGCAUGUUACUAUGAGGAGAAGGGCAAACACAUGGAUCGAGCAGUCACACUCUACCACAAGGCUGGUUACGUCUCCAGAGCUUUAGAGUUGGCAAUCGCCACUGAGCAGUUUGAUGCCCUUCAGCUCAUCGCAGAGGAGCUGAACGAAAACUCUGACCCUGCUCUCUUCUCUCGCUGCUCUGAAUUUUUCAUCCAACAUUCCCAGUAUGACAAGGCGGUGCAGAUGCUGGCGGCAAGCAGGAAGUACUCUCAAGCCGUGGAGCUGUGUUUGAGCCAGAACCUGAAUAUCACAGAGGACCUCCUGGAGAGAAUACAUCUCACUGAAUCAAAGGAUCUGUCUAAAGAGGCCUGCAAUAAACUGCUGGAGAAGAUAGGGGACUGCUGCAUGAGUCAGGGCAGCUACCACCUGGCAUCCAAGUUGUACACACAAGCAGGCAACAAACACAGGGCCAUGAAGGCACUCCUGAAAUCGGGCGACAGAGAAAAAAUAGCCUUCUAUGCCAACCUCUCCCGAAAGAAAGAGCUUUUCAUAAUGGCUGCCAACUAUUUCCAGUCCCUGGACUGGCAGAAGAACCCGGAAAACCUGAAGUAUAUUAUUGAAUUCUACACUAAGGGCGAUGCUCCGCACCUGCUUGGUGGCUUCUAUGAAGCUUGUGCUCAGGUGGAAAUAUAUGAUUACCGAAACUAUGAAAAGGCUCUGGAUGCUUUAGCCGAUGCUAUCAAGUGUCUGUCCAAAGCAAAGCAACUUCCAAGAGGACAGCAGGAACAGAGGUUAGCUGAACUGCAGCAAAAGAUCAACCUCAUCAAGAAGUUUGUCCACAUACGGAGGUUAUAUCCCGAGGAUCCAGCUGAGGCAGUGAAGUUAUGCGAAGCCUUGCUGGAGGAUCCAGAGAUAGACCCACCUGUCAGGAUUGGAGAUGCAUUCAGUUUCUUGAUUGACCAUUACUGCCAGCAAGGCCACUUUCAAAUGGCCUACAAGAAGUUAGAGGAGCUCCAAAAGUUGCUGCCAUCCCAGAGCAUCAGAUGUUACAUCAGCCAGGACAGCCUAAACGCCUUGCAGAAGGAGAUGGGUGUUCACUUAGACAGUGACGAAUAUAAACAUGUACUGGAGGGAAACGACGACGAGGUGGAGGAGGAUCUUACUGUUUAAUAUUUCUCUAUUUAUCUGAACCAGAUGUGUGCAGCAGGCUUUUUAUUUCUAUAGUAGCCUAAAACACAGAAGCUGGUUGCAUAUAAAAGCAAACAAAACGGAGAAAACCAAAUAUUUAACAACGUUUCAAGGUUAUCCAAAUUAAGUGAAAGAAGGGGAAUGGCUUUAAUAAUAAAAACAAACUACCUGAAAAAUAUUUUUACCUCUUAAUGCAAAUUUGUUCCAAAAGGACAAAAUUUAACCUUUAUAUUUUCAUACAGAUGGAAGAAAAACUGUAUUACUGUUGAUUAAGCCUGAAAACUUGGUUUUAGAUAAAUUGAGUUUAAACUAAAUCUUUCUCUUAAUGUCAUGAUUUAUGUUUAGAUUUGUUUCUGUUGUUUUCAUGUAUUUUGUACAAAGUAUUUAAGCUCUUGAUGGGAGCAUGUUCUCCAUGUUAAAAGCUUAUUUUGGAGUAAUGUACAGCUAUUUCUGAUAAAGCGAGUUCUAGUAUCUUUCUUGCUUGGUUAU
This is a messenger RNA of Cyprinodon variegatus (sheepshead minnow), 4977 nucleotides long. It is a transcript of the gene ift140, whose product is annotated as intraflagellar transport 140. Gene Ontology annotation, molecular function: protein binding. The record is from RefSeq and is a predicted model, not a curated record. The transcript has 30 exons. Gene Ontology annotation, biological process: intraciliary retrograde transport. Lineage: Eukaryota; Metazoa; Chordata; Actinopteri; Cyprinodontiformes; Cyprinodontidae. Bases 133 to 4470 code for a protein of 1445 amino acids. Gene Ontology annotation, cellular component: axoneme; intraciliary transport particle A; ciliary basal body.